ACUAUUGUCACUAUCACUAUUUCAACCAUCACGUCCAUACUAUCUUAACACAACAGUAUACGUAAAGGCUAUUAAACACGGUCAUACUAGCUUUACCAUGCCUCAAGUACAGUUCUUCGGGUCUUAGGUCGGAGGAGGGACUGUGAUCAACUACAGCUACACUGAUAUGCCGUGGAAACUGGUGUUCUGGGAUUUUUGGAAUUUUCUUAAGUACGCCCGAUAUCUGCCCUGGGUUGUAUGGCCUAUAUGGCCUUGCUAUGGUGGAAAGUUUGACGAGCUCUCAUUCACAUUUCCACAUAUGUGGUGUGUUUUUGUGCACAUCAUCCUCGCUAUACUUCAAGUUGCUUUCAUUCUAGCGCUGCCAUCGGUGUUCAUCCUUCCUGGAUGGCUCUUCAUAUCCGGAUUCAUUACUUUCUUCGUCGUCAACCAGCUAAUAUGCCGAACUUUGAAUGGAAGCACAAUACAAUACACAUCCGAGCUAAGAUACUCACCUAACUCGGAGAAAUUUGAGCACGAGCAGUGGAUUUUCUUAAACGGUAUUUCCGUCGGGGAAGCCUGGCUCAGGGGUAACCUUAAUCGCCUAGCACUUACCUUCGGGCGACCUGUUAUAGGCAUUCAUAAUCGCACAAGCGGAGUCAUCUUCGAUAUACUGGAAGCUAUAGUUCAACGCUGCUUCGGAUAUGCAACCACUGAUAUUCGUCUAGCUUACAAGAUUCUCAAGGAUAAGCUGUAUAAUCCGCAGUAUACAACAGUGGUCUUCAUUUUACACUCACAAGGUGGUAUCGAAGGGGGGCUUGUUAUAGACUGGCUUUUACAGGAGGUUCCGCAGGAUCUUCUCGCCAAGCUUGAAGUUUACACCUUCGGCAAUGCGGCAAAUCACUUCAAUAACCCACAUCGGCAUCAAAAAAGCCAGGAAGCGCAAGUAAAGAAUCCCCAUAUCUUAGACAGGAUAUUCGAGCAGUUUCCUUAUCUCCCAGCCGACAUGGACCAGACAGCAGCCAAAAAGAGUUUUGACAAUGCACAACCUCAUACACUGAUUCCCAACGGCCAGGGUUCAGGGGAACUCGAACCUCAUGGUGCCGCCUUAGAUCGAGCUAUCGGAUACAUAGAACACUACGCUCAUACUACUGACUUCGUUGCUCUUUGGGGUGUUCUACAUUUCAUAACCAAUACUCGAGCUUCACCGGAGAUUCCUCGUUUUGUUGGUCGGCUCUUCGCUCAUGAAUCUCUUGGGGGCCACCUGCUAAACCAACAUUACCUUAACGAUAUGUUUCCACUGGCUAAAAAUGAAUUCGGGGAGUUCACGGGUUGCGCAGAAAGCAACGAAUUUAUGGAUAGCGUCAUCAGCCCACCAGGGCAGGGAGAGGGUGAUAACCUUAUCCAAGCUAUCCGCGAAGGCCUCGGUCAUAGCUUCGCGGCGCUGAAUCAUAUCGCCCUAGCUAAAUCCGAUGUUUCUGUACAAGGGAGAUUGGCCAAGGAAGUAAGUGAUUUGGAUGGACCGGUACGAGUUAGGGACCUCAGUCGUCUAUGGCAUUAUAGGAAUGGGCAAACCCCUGGUAGCUUACGAAAAGUCUGAAAGGAGGACGUGCUAUUGGUAUUGGCAUUAUUUUUCAUUUCAACUUGCCCGUUUCGAUCAACGAGAGGCAUGUGCGGACUUGCAUUUUCUUCCACGGAAUGACUCCCACCAUUUGAUUUUAAUAUGCCCAUCAAAAAUAGAAUUUAGGAUUUUCUUCGAGCGUCGGUAUAAUUUUCGGCUAACCUCAACCCAUCUUCAAGACUGACUAGCGAAUUCCAUAUUAUUCAAUUCAUCUAGGAGGAAAUCAAAGCCGUGUACGAAAGCAUGAUCAAAUUUAUUUAUAUUAGAUAUGAACGUCAAGAAAAAUACUAGUUGAGCGAACCUGUACAA
Daldinia loculata is the source of this 1906-nucleotide messenger RNA. RefSeq lists its product as uncharacterized. Bases 167 to 1576 code for a protein of 469 amino acids. The transcript is spliced from 3 exons. The record is from RefSeq and is a predicted model, not a curated record. Lineage: Eukaryota; Fungi; Ascomycota; Sordariomycetes; Xylariales; Hypoxylaceae.